GUCCCUACGCUUGUGUGCCGAUCGCGUUCUCGUUAACAACGAUUAGGGACAUAAAAAUAAAAAUAAUAUAAAAUAAUAAUAACAACGGUUAUACAAUAAUCGUAAAAUCGGAACGACAAUCACAACGAAGGUGGCCGUGAAACGAAGUGCGCACGUUAUUUAGUUUCCUCGUUUUUUUUUUCGUUGAUUAUGUAUUCUUCGCGAUUGCCCGACCGCUGUGCGACGAGCGUACGUUGAGCCGUGCGGUUUGUGUGAGUGUCGAUGGGAUCGUGCCCCGAGAGMCAUGAAGCCGUACGACAAGUCGAACUCUUUUAUGAGGAGGGUCACGAAACGCGUGUCCGAAUACCUACCCGGAAUGACGUGGAUGAAUACGUUGAUCAGCGAUGCGCAAACUGAUGACGACCCUACGUCAAUGACUGAAAAUGACGAUCAACCUCCAGUGAAAAAAUUGUGUACKUCCGUUAACUCAUUUACUAACACCAAAUACCAGCCUACAAAUUCAACUGACAACCACAGGAGUUCAAAUGUAAAUGUACUUUUACCAGAAAUAUCUGCUGUUACUUGUAUACCAAGUACAAGUAAACAAAGCCCUAAAUUUACAAGCCUAUCAAGUGCUUCCUUACAAAGUCAAGAUGCUGGCAAUAGAAGUUCAAAAAGRUCAUUAAAUUUAGACAAAUUAUCUACUAGUAAUGAAUUUUUAACACCAACCUUUUCAAAACUUAAGCCAAGGGAGAAUGAAUCACAUCAACAAUCUUCAUUAAAAUUUCAUGAUUCCUCAUCAAAUCCUGUAUUAUCAGCAUCAUUUAGAUGGGAUACAUUUGUUAACUAUGGUGAAUUGUCAGAACGUCAAAAAUUAUUUGCCCAAAAAUCACCUUUAAAUUGUUCUCAAGUUAUGUAUGGGGGCAAUUCUGCACGUUCAAACUUAUCAAAAAUUUUAGGUAAUACUCCACCAAUUCAUAGAAAAGCGGUGAUUCCAAUAUCUUCUACAAAUAAUAGUGAAAUUAGAACAACCUCGUCUAUUCUCUUAGGUCACAUUUCUACUARGGACAAAGAAAUUGAAGAAAAUAAAUUUAUUAUCCAACCUAAAGUGCAUCAAAGGCAUAAAGCAGAUCAAAAAAAUGUACCUAUUAAAGUAGAAUCCACGGUGAAAAUUGUUGAAACAACACCUGAUAAGGCUGAUAAACCUAGUGAAGUCUCAUCAACUUAUUCUGGCCAAGUAGAUACAAAUGCAACAAGAAAACUUCGAGUAAAUAUUUCAAAAAAGAGUCGUGGCAUUAAUUCUGAUGAACUUGAAAUGCCUACUGAAGUUAAUUUGCCUAGGAUUUCUCUACCAUUGACUACAUUACCAAAUAUUGAUUUAUCAAAUACUCAUGAUGAGGAUAAUGAAUUCACAUUCAAUCAACCAUUAACAAUAGAACAGUUUAGUUUACAAUUGGCAGAAAAAACUUGUAGAAAAACACUUAAAACGACUUUGAAGAAAUCACAAACUACUAACAUUGAGGUAAAUAGUAAACCUCCAUCUAGCACUAACAAUAAUAAUUCUACAAGUGAAUCUUUUAUUAAGGAUUCUAAGAAAGUAUCAAUUAUGAGUAAUGAUAAUAAUGCAAUUGAGAAUCCAAAUAAAAAUGACAAGUUGUCUCAACUUAGUAACUUUGCUGACUGUCCUAAAAAUUCUUUCAAAACUACAUCGCCGUGUUCUGAUUCUAAAUUAGAAUGUUCAAAACCUGCGAAUAUAAAUGUUGACAAUUCUCCUAAGAAACUUGGAAGUAAAAAUGAAAAUCAAUUAGCACCAGAAAGAUCAUCAACUAAAUUAUUAAAGUGGUCUUGUGAUGCUUGUUGGGUUUCAAAUGAUGCUGAUGUAAUAAAGUGUAUUGCAUGUCAAACUCCCAAGUCCRAGAAUUCUCAAACAAAAGUUAUCAAAUCAAGUACAUGGACUUGUGAAACUUGUUGGGUUCCCAAUAAAAAUGAGAUUGAAGUAUGUGUUGCAUGUCAAACACAGAAACCUGGAACUACAAAAAAACCAGUAGUACAGGGUACUUCUUGGACUUGUGAUGGUUGUUGGGUAAAAAAUAAAAGUGAUUGUACUACUUGUAUUUCAUGUGGGACAGCAAAACCAGGGUCUGCUCCAGAAAAUAAACCUUUGCCUACAACUCAAUUUAAAUUUGGAUUAAAUAACAACACUUUUGAAAAUUCUGGCACUACUCAGUUUAAAUUUGGAUUUGAUAGUAAAAUUGAUCAACCAUCUAAUAAUCAGUUUCAAUUUGGUAGURGUGUGCCACUUGCAAGUUCUGAUAAUGGAAAACUAGAUACUCCUACCAGUGAAUUUAAAUUUGGAUCAGUUAACAAUAAAACUGAUCAGCCCCUUAGUACAUUUAAAUUUGGCACAGUUAACAAUAAAACUGAUCAACCCCUUGGUACAUUUAAAUUUGGCACAGAUAACAGUAAAACUGAUCAACCCCUUAGUACAUUUAAAUUUGGCACAGAUAACAAWAAAACUGAUCAACCUCUUAGUACAUUUAAAUUUGGUACAGAUAGUGUAUCUAAAUCACCAGUAAAGAAAUCUAAUGAGGGAUCAAAUAUCAAUAAUACUGAUCAUCCCAAAACCCAGUUUAAGUUUGGUUCUGAAUCUAAACCAGAUCAAUCUGAAAGUCAAUUUAAGUUUGGGCUAAAUGCUACUACUAAUAAACCAAUUGCACAAUACAAAUUUGGUUCAGAUAAGAUCGAAACUGAAAAAUCUGUUCUUCAAAACUCUGUUGUUAAUAGUAAUAUAGUUACUCCGUCAACAAUCGAAUUUAAGCCCCUAGUAAAUAAUAUAAAUAAAGAAUCUGAAAAUUCAUUAAAGUUACAAAACAAAAGUAAUAAGCGAAAAGUUGACGAUGCAAGUGAAAAUUCAAGCCUUCAAGUAUCUUUUGGAUCUGCUGAAACUAACACUAAUUCUUUUAUGAAUGUUGAACAUAAAAAUAAAGACUYGUCUAAAAAGAAGUUAGUUGUAUGGGAUACUAAAGUGAAAAAUAUUGAAAUUAAACCUUCAUUAAGUUUUGGUUCUACUCAACCUGUUCAAUCUCUAACAGAAAAUACAAAUCAGAUGCUAAAUGGUCAUUCAUAUCCUAAUGAAUCGUUAAAWGAAGAUCAAAAGCCAGGCUUGAUUAAGACCUCUCAAUUAUUCAGUUUUGGUUCUUUAGCAAAACAAGAUCAAAAUAUGCCUAUUGACCAAAAAAAUCAAAAAAUGUUUACAUUUGGAUCAUCAGCCACUAAUGAUAAACCAUUUACUUCUUCGAUAAUGGGUGCUAGUAGCUUUCCUAGUUCUGCUCCAGUGUUUGGUGCAAGUAAUUCAAUGUUUGGUAGUGGACCUACUUCAUCUACUCCAGCAACGUUGGGUUCUUCGAUACCAACACCUCAAUUUUCAUUUGGUUCAUUGGCUCCACAAGUUCCCAACAAUCUUUUUUCUCAAACUCCUAACGAYAGUGAUAAAAAACCACUAGCUCAAAAUUCAAAUAUUUUCAGUUCUACGAAUAAUGUAGGGUUUUCAUUUGGUGCGCAAUCUCCUCCUGUAUUUAGUGUUCCCAAUGCUGGAGGACCUACAAAAAUGUCUAAUAUGGAUGAUGAUCAAACUAAAAGUGCAUCAAAUAAUAUAUUCAAUCAGUCAAGCUUAAAACAAACUGUUAAAUUAGAUCCUAAUGCACCUAUAUCCAUUAAUUUUACUGGUGGAGCAACUACUCAAUUUACUGCCAAACCAGAAACAACUGAACAACCUAAAAGAAAAAUUUUAAAACCAGUUAGAAGGAUUCGGUAAAAUAUGAACAUACUACUUUGUGUAUUUUGUUAAUUACAUUUUUUUUAUUGUGUAACAAAGUUUAGAUUUAAUGCUAAAAUUGUUCAAUAUUUGAACUGAUUCUUGUCAUUAUAUUUGUAUAAUUAUAUUCUGUGGUUAGCUAUGGAUUAUUUAAAAACAGGUUGAGGUCAAUAUUUUUUUGUAGGCAGAUAAACUAUUAUUUGGAUAUCCAAUUACAUUUGACAACAUAUUUGAUGGCGCACAGAAUUUGGGGAUAUGUUAAUAACAUAUUAAUUCAUUAACUUUUUAUUUCAAUUUUUCUGCAUUGUGAACUUUAUAUAUACAAACUUUAUACAUCAAACUAUCAAUGACUUCUUUUUUAAAAUUAUUUUUGGUUAAAAAAAAAAAUUUAAUAUUUUAACUACUGUCUUGAUUUUUGAUAUAUUGAAUUGUGAAACCUAUUUAAAAGAAUCUUAUUAGAUAAUUGUAAGCAUUUUUCAAAACAU
Diuraphis noxia (Russian wheat aphid) is the source of this 4278-nucleotide messenger RNA. Its product is annotated as nucleoporin 153. Gene Ontology annotation, biological process: protein import into nucleus; RNA export from nucleus. Gene Ontology annotation, cellular component: nuclear pore. Gene Ontology annotation, molecular function: structural constituent of nuclear pore. The record is from RefSeq and is a predicted model, not a curated record. NCBI's taxonomy places the organism in Eukaryota, Metazoa, Arthropoda, Insecta, Hemiptera, Aphididae.